AUGCUUCCAGCCAAAUUAUUAGCUUUAGCUGCUGCUGUUUUAGCUUCAGAAACUAUUCGUUUACAAAAUUGGAAUUUAAGAUAUGAUUCCAAAAAAGAUGGUAUUUCAGUUGAUAACACUAUUAAAGGUUUAACAUGGAGUAUUCCAAAUGAUGCUCAAGUUAACUAUUAUUCAAACUCUGGUGAAGAAUCAUGGUCAAAAAGAAGAAUUGGUAUUGCAAAUGAUGUUAUUUUCAACAAAGCUGAUAUUUUCAAUGUUAAUGAAGGUUUGAAAAAUCAAGUUGAUGAUUUACAAUAUCUUUUAACUCAAAUCAGUGGAGAUGAAUGGAAAUAUGUUGGUAAAGGUAGAGAUGAUGGUAAGGAAAAAGGUGAAUAUGAAGCUAUUUUCUACAACACAAAUAAAUUCAAAGUUAAUGAUUAUGAUACCAUUUGGUUAUCAAACUCUCCAUUUCAACCAUCACAAUACCCAGGUGCUGGUUCUUAUCGUACUGCAACUGUUGCACAUAUGGAAAGUACUCAAGGUAAUAAAUUCACUUUGAUCAAUACCCAUUUAGAUGAUAAAUCAGAUGAUCAAAGAAAAUUAGGUGCUUCAAUGUUGAAAUACAUCGGUGCUUAUGAAUAUGUUAAUUCAGAUGGUCCAGUUUUCUUAACUGGUGAUUUCAACUCAGAAUCAGAAGGUGAUACCUCAGGUGCUUAUAAAAUUGCUACAGGUGGUCAAAAGCCAGUUGAUGUUGACUCAUCAUUUUAUAAUAAAUAUAAAACUGAUAUUUCACAAUCAUUCACUUUUGGUGAUUUAUUCUCACAAACUGAUCCAUUACAUAGAUCAGGUCAUUUUGCUACUAUGGAUUCCUUCAAACCAUGGGGUGAUAAAUCAGCUUUAGGUGGUAGAAUUGAUUUCCAAUUUGCUGGUACUCCAAAUAGUAAUGCUAAGAAUGUUCCAAACAAAUUCCAUAAAGCUAGAUCUCAUAGAGUUGCUGAAACUUGGUAUGAUAAUGAAUUCCAUUUAAGUGAUCAUAGACCAGUUAUUUCUGAUAUUCAAAUUGCUCAAUAA
Messenger RNA from Hansenula ciferrii, 1050 nucleotides. RefSeq names its product Glucose-repressible alcohol dehydrogenase transcriptional effector. The transcript has a single exon. Lineage: Eukaryota; Fungi; Ascomycota; Saccharomycetes; Phaffomycetales; Wickerhamomycetaceae. Gene Ontology annotation, molecular function: 3'-5'-RNA exonuclease activity. The record is from RefSeq and is a predicted model, not a curated record. Bases 1 to 1050 code for a protein of 349 amino acids.